Molecule: messenger RNA, 3203 nt
Organism: Phlebotomus papatasi
Lineage: Eukaryota; Metazoa; Arthropoda; Insecta; Diptera; Psychodidae
Gene: Cse1
Product: exportin-2
Exons: 3
Coding region: 147-3068 (973 amino acids)
Biological process (GO): protein export from nucleus; protein import into nucleus
Cellular component (GO): nuclear envelope; cytosol
Molecular function (GO): small GTPase binding; nuclear export signal receptor activity
Source: RefSeq, a predicted model, not a curated record
UUCCGAAAAAUUUCCGGCUCAAACUUCUUGCAGUUUGCAAUUGUUUUUGAGAAAGCGCGACAUUCAUCGCAGAAAAGUGAUAUUUUCCUUGUUUUCCACGUAUUUCAUCAUAUUUUGUGAGUUGUAAAAGUUUACCUAGAACCAUCAUGGAUCUCAAUGAGGAGAAUUUUCGCCUCUUGGCUCAGUACUUGCAGCAAACGCUGAACCCGGACCCAAACAUCCGACGCCCUGCUGAGCAGUUCUUGGAGGGUGUGGAGGGCAAUCAAAACUAUCCGAUUCUGCUGUUGCACCUGAUCGACAAGGAGGAUUUGGAUAUGACUAUCCGGGUGGCGGGAUCUGUGACAUUUAAGAAUUAUGUAAAGAGGAAUUGGUACUAUGAUCCGGAAGAGGGUAAGCCGGACAAAAUCCAUGAGACAGAUCGAACGGCUAUUAAGACGCUGAUUGUGACACUGAUGCUGAAGAGUCCAACAGCGACGCAGAAGCAACUGAGCGAUGCUGUGAGUAUCAUUGGAAAGUACGAUUUUCCGGACAAGUGGCCACAGUUGAUUGAUGAGAUGGUGGAAAAAUUUGCCACUGGAGACUUCAAUGUGAUCAAUGGGAUUCUCCAGACUGGCCACAGUCUGUUCAAGAGGUAUCGGUAUGAGUUCAAAAGUCAGAGUCUCUGGGUGGAAAUUAAGUUGGUCCUGGAUAAACUGGCUAAGCCUCUGACGGAUCUCCUGGUGGCCACAAUGAAUCUUGCCACGACUCAUGCGGGAAAUCAGCAAGCCCUAAAGGUCAUUUAUGGAUCCCUCGUACUUGUGUGCAAAGUCUUCUAUUCCCUGAACUAUCAGGAUCUUCCGGAAUUCUUCGAGGACAACAUGAAUACCUGGAUGCCCAGCUUCCACAAAAUGCUCACCACGGAUGUUCCUCUGCUGCGAACGCCAGAUGAUGAAGAUGCUGGAGUUCUGGAACAGCUCAAGAGUCAAAUCUGUGAAAAUCUCUGCCUCUACGCCCAGAAAUACGACGAAGAAUUCAGCCCAUUUAUGCCACAAUUCGUGACAGCUGUCUGGGAACUCCUGGUGAAUACUGGCAUCCAGACAAAGUACGAUACACUCGUCUCUCAUGCACUGACUUUCCUGGGAACUGUGGCAGAUCGUACGCACUACAGGCAUCUCUUUGAGGAUCCCAAUGUCCUGGCCAGUAUCUGCGAGAAAGUCAUCAUCCCCAAUAUGGAUUUCCGGAAGUCCGAUGAGGAACUCUUCGAGGACAAUCCGGAAGAGUACAUCCGGCGGGAUAUCGAAGGAUCAGACAUUGAUACUCGCCGACGGGCAGCCUGUGACCUGGUCAAGAUCCUCUCGCAGAAGUUCGAGGCUAAAAUUUUUGAGAUCUUCAGUCAGUACCUCCAGGUCCUCCUCACGCGUCACUCAGAAAAUCCCCAAGCCAACUGGAAGGCCAAGGAUACUGCCAUCUUCCUGGUCACUUCCCUAGCUUCCCGCGGAAGUACCCAAAGGCACGGAGUCACUCAAACGUCAGAACUCGUGCCCCUGCCGCAAUUCUGCCAGCAGCAUAUCAUUCCGGAAUUGGAGAGGAGCAAUGUCAAUGAGAUGCCUGUGCUCAAGGCAGACGCCCUGAAAUUCCUGAUCAGCUUCCGGAGCUGCCUGGAGACGUCCAGUGUCGUUGCUUGUCUGCCGCUUAUCAUCAGGCACUUGCAGGCCCAGAGUGUCGUUGUGCACAGCUAUGCUGCUUGUGCCAUUGAGAAAAUCCUGAUGAUCCGAAUCCCUGGUCAGAAGUCUCCAGUAACAGCCACAGAACUGUCUCCAUUGGCUGGAGAUUUGUUCAGUGGACUGUUUGGGGCACUAGAGAUGGCCGGUUCGAUGGAGAAUGAGUAUGUGAUGAAGGCCAUCAUGAGGAGUACGUCGGUUCUGCAGGAGGCCGGUCUACCUUUCAUGGGUUCCAUUGUACUUCCGCGUCUCACACAAAUUCUCACAGUUGUCUCAAAGAAUCCCUCAAAGCCCCAUUUCAAUCACUACCUCUUCGAAACUCUGUCGCUGUCGAUAAAGAUUGUGUGCAAGGCUCAGGCGAGUGCUGUUGAGUCCUUCGAAGAGGCACUGUUUCCCAUCUUCCAGGCCAUUCUGCAGCAGGAUAUCCUAGAGUUCAUCCCGUAUGUUUUUCAACUGCUGUCGCUGUUGCUGGAAAUGAGGGAGGGAGUUUCUCAAAUUCCAGAACCCUACAUGGCUCUGUUCCCUUUCCUCCUAUCACCGUUGCUCUGGGACCGUCCCGGGAAUGUAACACCGCUCAUCCGGCUGAUCUGUGCAUACAUAAGACAGGGAUCGGGGCAAAUUGUAGCAUACAGCAAGUUAAAUGCCGUUCUGGGAGUUUUUCAGAAGAUGAUCGCCUCAAAGUCGAAUGAUCACGAAGGAUUCUAUCUCCUGCAGACCCUUCUCCUGCACUAUCCCAUGCAGGAGCUCCAACAGAGCCUCAGGCAGAUCUUUGUCCUACUUUUCCAGCGACUUAGCCUCUCCAAAACAACAAAGUACAUUCGCGGAUUGAUAAUCUUCUUCAGUUUCUACGCUGGCAAAAUUGGAAGUGCGAAUCUUGUGCAGAUGAUCGAUGAGAUUCAGGCUCAGAUGUUUGGAAUGGUUCUGGAUAGGGUGUUCAUUCCAGAACUCAAUCGAGUAUCCACGGACAUAGACAAGAAGAUUGUAGCUAUAGGGAUCGCCAAGAUUCUCUGUGAAUGUCCAAGUAUGGUGAAUGAACCCUAUGUCCAGUUCUGGCCACGCCUCCUGGAGUCCCUCCUGCAAAUCUUCGAGGCUCAGACUGAGGGCUCUGGAGGAGGCGAUGAUGAUUUUAUUGAAGUGGAAGAUACACCAGGAUAUCAAGUGGCCUACUCCCAGCUCAACUAUGCCCAACCCAAAGUCAAUGAUCCGUAUCCGGAAGUGACGGACGGAAGGAUAUUUUUGGUGCAGAAUUUAGCAAAAGCAUCAGUUGCACAGCCAGGAAUGAUUCCGCAGCUCCUCAACAAAUUGCCCGUUCUGCCCAAGGAAAUUCUCAACAAAUACUGUGCCCAAGCAGGAGUUCAGAUCCAUUAGAACAAUUGCGGAGAAGCUCUGAGAACUUUAAGCAUUUUCUGGAAUGAUGCCCCUUUGUUUUUUUUUACAUUUAAUUAAAGAAUUAAUUGUAAUAAAUUGAUACUGAUUUUGUGAAAUAAAUUUAAUUAAAAGUCA